Molecule: messenger RNA, 1169 nt
Organism: Helianthus annuus (common sunflower)
Lineage: Eukaryota; Viridiplantae; Streptophyta; Magnoliopsida; Asterales; Asteraceae
Product: putative clathrin assembly protein At4g40080
Exons: 1
Coding region: 5-1006 (333 amino acids)
Biological process (GO): clathrin coat assembly; vesicle budding from membrane; clathrin-dependent endocytosis
Cellular component (GO): clathrin-coated vesicle; clathrin-coated pit
Molecular function (GO): SNARE binding; 1-phosphatidylinositol binding; clathrin heavy chain binding
Source: RefSeq, a predicted model, not a curated record
UUCAAUGGGGCGAUCACAAAAACUCAAAAACUUACAUUCAAUUUUCAAAGACAAAGCCAAGAUCAUCAAAGCAAGGUUCACAUUCACCAAUCACACAACCUCCUCCAUCCAAAUCGUUGUCCUCCGCGCCACCACACGCUCUGCCCGAUCCCCACCUCAAGAGCACCUUAUCUCCGCCCUCGUAUCUUUCAGCCACACGGCACGUCACUCUGCUUUGGCGUGUAUAUCCACAAUCAUCAACCGUCUCCACCAUCACCACCAACCAAACGCUUAUGUAGCGCUCAAGUCUCUCAUAACACUACACCACAUGAUCAUUGGUGGUUCUUUUGUUCUCAACGAGCAAAUCUCGUUCCACCCUAUGUCAACCACAAGCCUUGGUUUUCUAAACCUCUCGAGAUUCGUGGACAAUACUGACAUGCAGUCACACGAAUUUUCUCUAUGGGCUCAAUGGUACGCGCGUUUUUUGGAAAGUAAUUUGUCAACAUCCACUAUCCUAGGUUGUUCCCUAUCAUUAUCAAAAUCCGAAAUCGAAAAAAAGAAAGAAAAGAUAAAAUUCUCUUUAUACAUUGAUUUAUUCAAAGAAAUUGAAGCAUUAGUUUCAACGGUUGAAGAGAUAUGUAGAGCACCAAAAUCGUUACAUUGUCGAAAAAACGACAUCAUUUAUGAGGUAACAAGAUUAGUGGGAGAAGAUUACCGUAUGAUCCAAUAUCAUACUAUGAUUAGACUCACCGAGUUGAGUGACAGGAUCCACAAUUUUAGUACCAACGAGUUGAACUUGUUGACUCGGUGUUUGGAGAGAUUGGAGAGAUGUAAAGCGAGAUUGACCGAGUUGUUUUUGAACAGGAGACGGAAUGAGUCCUUUUGGGACUUGGAGACCGAGUUGAUGGCUAAACUCAUGAGGUUGAAAGAAGACAAGGAGGUGAAAUUAGUGAGUCGAAAGAUGAUCGAAUACGAACCCAUGUCAACUCAAUUGAAUAAACAACUCACGUUAGAAAGCCAUGAUUAAUAAAAAAAAUAGCCCGGUUAACAUGACUAUUUCUAUGUGUACCGCGUGAUAUGUUGUAUAGUCUUUUCUUACGUUUUUUAGUAGUUUGGUUAUUUUGUGAUGAUUCUCUAGAUAACUUUUGACUUUUUUGUCCUUCGCUUUUCAAACUUGAUGUUUGACCCCA